Messenger RNA from Sinocyclocheilus anshuiensis, 8718 nucleotides. Its product is annotated as mucin-2-like. The record is from RefSeq and is a predicted model, not a curated record. Lineage: Eukaryota; Metazoa; Chordata; Actinopteri; Cypriniformes; Cyprinidae. The coding region runs from base 241 to 7395 and encodes 2384 amino acids. Gene Ontology annotation, cellular component: cytoplasm. The transcript is spliced from 4 exons. Gene Ontology annotation, biological process: regulation of protein kinase C signaling; signal transduction. Gene Ontology annotation, molecular function: protein kinase A binding.
AUUGUAGAGGUUGUCCCUCGGUCAUCCCAGGACUCUCUUACUCUUUCCCACUGGUGCGUCGAGGCGUGCCAGUGUGUUCAUGUGAUGCAGGAAGGAUGUGUCCUAAAAGAGUUUGCAUCGAGCCAAACUGCAUCACUUCUGAGUCUGACACCGCUCAGCACUCGGAUAUUCCCCCUUUCGUUUUGCAGUUACAUCGGGUGAAAGGGAAGAAACCGAAGAGAACGAGAGAAGGAUUGUGAAAUGGGAGCUACGGCAUCAUCCGCGCAACGGGACAGCAGAUGUGAGGAGGACGCAGCGGCGGAGGAGCUCACUGCAGCGGCGAGCGAUGCUCAGGAUGACGGCAGUGCUGAUGACAAGUUAUUACAGAAAAACGGGCAGAUCUCCAGUUUGAAUGUAAAGACAAGAAACCAUGCAGAUGAAUUAAAUGGCAACUUUGAGGAGAAAGUACUUGCAGAUGUUGGCUCAGGGUUUGUUACUCUGAAAGAAGAUGGCACAGAAACAAUUGAAGACCUCCAGGAAAUGGAUGCUCUUCAACCAGUCACGAAGAUUGAGAGCACAGAGAUGGUUAAUGCAGAUAGUGUGACUGUGAAGGAGGAAACUGUGGAGGACAACCAAGUGAAUGAUAUCAAUAAAGUUGGCUUCAAACAAAUCUUCAGAUUUGUUGGAUUUAAGUUUACCCUAAAAAAAGACACAUGUGAAAAGACUGAAUCAGAUGAAGAAGAAGAAAAAAUGACAAGUCCCUCAGAGGACUCCAGUGACACCCAGGAGAACAGUGCAGUGGCAGCAAAUGAAAACACACCUGAUGAGACUCGAAAAAGUGAGGUGUCUUCCCAGCCUGAUGCAGCUGAACCCUCUCAACAAACAGACAAUGAAAAAGAGCUGGAUCAGGACAUAAAGAUAGUGGAACAUCAUGUGGAGGACACACCUGAGAAAGAACUGGAAAAAGAAGGAAGUCCUGAGCCAGAGGCACCGAUGUCACCAAUGAAGCAAUUCUUUACACAAGUACUUUUUGCCAGUUUAAGAAAGAAAAAGGAAGAAGAGGAAAUGCAAACCCCAGCUAUUAUUCCUCUGUCUGAGUAUGAAAUAAUUGAGCCUGAAAGUCUGAAGGAGGUGCAUGAGCAACGAGUUGAAAUCACAAUAGAACAUGAGAUGCCAGAGAUGACUUCACAAGUGUUAGAACAGGACACAUCUAAUAACUUGGUGCCCAAAAUUGCAGCUAAAGUUCCAAUUAACACUGGACCAACAGUCAUACAUGGAUUAUCAGAAGACUUUGAAGAAUUUACAGACUUUGUGAGCAAACAUCAGCAACUGAGUGAUAUUCCAGAAGAAGGCAUCAAUGAGGAAAGCAUUGAAACACCAGUAUCAUCUGCUGAGUGGACAACACAGGAUGACACCUUAGCUGAGGACAUUGUGGAGUUGACAGCAGAUGCGGUCACUGCCCCAGAACUAUCAAGUGAACAAUUUAUUGGGGAUGACACUACUGAAAUGGUCUCGGCAGUCUCGCAACUAACCGAUUCACCCAGGUCAUCUGGGCAUGUUACACCAGUGUCAGCUGAAUAUGGCAUACAAACAUCAGAUGUGAUCCUACAGGAAGCUAUUCAAUCUAUCUGCAUGACUCCAAGUGUUCAGUCAGUUACUACAAAAGAUGAAAGCCAAGAAUCUCUGGCCUUGUCAUUUUCACCUUAUAUUGUACAGUCCUCCACAACAGAGGAAACAAAGGUUUUGGUUGCACAUAAGAAAACUGAGGCAACAGCAAUAUGUACAGGCCUAGAAUCUCAAGAAAUAGAAUCUGUUGAUGAACAUCUUCCUGCACCCUUAGUGGAGGUAAUACCUGAAGUAAGUGAUGCUGUCCCAACUGAAUUAGUCUCUGAUAACUUUACAAAUGAAACUGAAAUUGCAGGACUUUGGACAGAUGAGGUCUAUGAGGCUGAAAUGAAGGAACUAAAGACUGAGUAUCAGGAAGUAAUUGUAAGUGAAAAGGAAUCUGCCACUGAAACUGAGCUAAGUGUAGAGCAAGUUAUUCAAUUAGUGGCAGAGCCUCUUGUGGGAGAAUCAGAGGAGACUGAUAUGGAGGAACAGAGAGAGGAAUGUACAACUGGUAUUGAACUCAGACAGGUGAUUGAGACAAUGCAAAGUGAAGCUGGGCUGGAACAGGUUAUGUCAGACUACACCCAUGGUCCUGAAACAGAGUGUCCACUGCAUUCAGUGUUAGAGGAACCUGUAUAUAAACAACCAGUAGCUGCUGAACCUGAAAAAGAGCUCACGCUUUCAGAUGUUGAAUUGUACGUUGCUGAGUAUGAUCAACCUGCAUCCACUGAAGUAGCUGAGUCUUUGACACAUGGUGAUAUAGACAGCAGUCCUGGCACUACCACAAAUAAAGAAGUCAAAGAAAUAGAAAUUAAUGCUUCUGCUGUGGAGUGUCUGGAAAUCACAGAGACUGAUAGUAUUAUAAGUCCAAUUUCAGAUCACAUACAGGCAGAGAAACUGGAAUUAGAAGGGAGUUUAAAAUUAGAAGCAGUUGAAUCAAUACAUGUUGAUGCCUGUGAAAUACAAGUUGACGUAAAAGAUGCAGUCUUAUUAGCAGGUGAUUCAGCGGUGACUGUGGAGAACAUCAGUGGGAAAAUGGAAGAAAAAGAUUAUGAAAAAAUGGCACAGCAGGACAUUAAGGAAAUACAUGUAGAAGAAGAGACAGGGGAUGUUAUUGCUUCAGAAGUCGUUAAAAAUAUUGAGGUUGAAAAUAUUUCAGAAGCUGGAGAUAAAUCAUUAGCCAGAGAACAGCUGCCAGCCAAGGAGGUGUCUCUUCCAGAACCAGUAUUAGUUGAAGAGGCUGAAGAGCUCCAUAAAGAAGACAUUAAAAUACAUUUGGAUGAUAAAGUGGAAGACAGUGCAACUGACAGAACGGAUGGGAUUUUUGUGAAAGAGGAAGAGGAACAUGCAGUGAAGGAAGGGCGACCUCUGACAAACACUGACAGCAAUGAAACUCCAACUGAUAAACCUCCUGAAAUAAUUGUUGAUGCAGGAAGUGAAAUUGGAGACAUGGUUUAUAAAAUAAGAGAACACACAGUUGUUUCUGCACUUUCAAAAGAUGUAUCUGAGCACACAGAAACACCAGAAGAGCCUGAUGCUAGUUCUGAAGUCAUACUAAAACCUCUAGAGAUAGUAUUGCCAAAAGUUGAAGCAAAACCUGUAGCAACAGAAAUUGUGGUUUCUCAAACAGAAGACUGGGGUCAAGACACCAAACCAAGUCCAGAACUUCCCAAAGAGAAUGCACAACCAGUGCCAACGGAGAAUAUUAAGACUGGUAAAGUUUUAGAGAUGGUUGCCAUUAUUGAGAACACAACAAAACAAUCUGGGAAAGAGAAGCCUAUGGUGUCUGAACCAGUAACACAGGUACUUGCAAAAUCUAAGCUACAAAAAGCAACAGAACAAGAGGGUGAAGCAAUAGGUGGUGACCAGGCCCCAGCAAUGACAUCGUCAGAAAUGAAAGAAACAGCAGUUCCAGAAGAAAAAGAUACAAUGGCUGUUGCUCCCAAACCAGAACCAGAAGGGUUUGAUUCAGGGCCGGCUAUGAUUGAAGUGCCUACAAUCACAGAGCUGGCACAAAAUUAUACUGCUGCAGAAAUAGAGGUUAGUAAUAUGAGUGAAAAGAAGAAUGAAGAAGAUGAAAAUGCUAGUCUAAAAUGUGAACCUCAUGAACAGGUAACAGAAAUUAUACUCUCAAAUGAGUUGCAGGUAGACAAGACAGAAAUUAAAGAUGAAAUAACCGCAGUAAUGGAAAUAACACCCACUGCACAAGAAUCACAACUGACCUUUGAAGUUACAGCAAAAAUGCCAGAAGUUGCUGUUUCUGAGAUACAGUCACAAGUAGUGAGUGAACUCAGGGCUGAGACACUUGAAGUGACAGAACCAAAGGUAGAAAUUCCAGUGGCAUCAGAAGUGAAAGUAGAGACAGCUGUAGUAACUGAACUGGAAGUGGAGACACCAGUUGUCACCUCAGUGGUUAAAGAACUUGAAGUAGAAACACCAGUGGUUACAUCUAUGGCAAAAACAACUGAUACUCAUAAUUCUGCUCUUACAUCACAAAAUCAAAACAUAGACUCUGACACAACAGUGUUAACAACAGUGAUCAAAGAACAAGUGAUGGAGAUUCCCACUGUUAUUUCUGUGGUAGUGACACCAGCUACACCUUUAGAUGAAGUAACGCCAAUUGUAACUCUAGGCAACGAGUCAAAAGAUGUAUCUCCUGUAAAAGACACACCUGUCGAAACACCAAAUGUCGAAUCAGUGAUUGUGAGGACUGCUGUGGCCCCAGUAGUAGAGAUACAUAAUGUGAUUCCAGUGGUAGCAACACCAGAUAUUGGUUCAGUAAUAGUAACAGAAGCUGCAUCUCCAGUGGUAAGUACAGGAACAGUGACUACUACACUAGCAGAAGCACCAGUUGUGAGCACAGUUGUAGAAACACCUGUUUUUUCUGUCACAGCAGUAAAAUCAACUCCAGCUGCAGUAGAGAAAACAGUUGUGUCCCCUGUAGUAGAGAUCCCAGCCACAGUAACAUCUGUUGUGGAGACUCCAGCUGUUGUUUCAAUUGAAGAGACUGUACCUCCAGAAGAGGUUACACUAGAUGUGACCUCAUUUGCAGAAACACCUGUGAGACAAGUAAUUGAAACUCCCAUUGUCUCCAUCACAUCAGUAAAACCAACUGUAGCUGAAGUGGCAAAGACACCAGACACUGCUAUGAUUUCAGUGACAGUGGCAGAAGCUGUAUCUCCUGUAGUAGUUACAUCAGCUGGAACUCCAAUAGCAUCAGAAACAGUUAUGAUCCCAGAAGUAAAAACCUCAGUAGUAACUUCAGCUGCUGAGACAUCACUUGUGACACCAGUGGAAGAAACACCAGCUCAGAUUUCAGUAAUUGCAACACAUGCAGCACCUCCAGUUACACCAGCAGCAACUGCAGCAUCAGAAACAUCAGCUGUGAUCCCAGCUGUAGAAACUGCUGUUGUUACAGUUCCAGUUGCAGUGGUUGAGACACCAGUUGUGACCCAAGUAGUACAGACACCAGGUCAGGUUUCAGUGAUGGUAACAGAGACUGUCCCUCCGGUAGUUGUUUCAGAAGAGACUGCAGCAAUAGAAACACCUGUUGAGUUCCCAGUAUUACAAACUCCUGUUGUAAAUUCAGCUUCAGCUGCAGUGGUUGAGACACCAGUUGUGACCCCAGUGGUACAGACACCAGGUAAGGUUUCAGUGAUGGUAACAGAGCCUGCACCUCCAGUAGUUGUAUCAGUGGUGACUGCAGCAGUAGAGGCACCUGUUGUAAUGCCAGUAGUAGAAACUCCUGUUGUAAAGUCAACUCCAGUUGCAGUGGUUAAGACACCAGUUGUGACCCCAGUGGUACAGACACCAGGUCAGGUUUCAGAGAUGGUAACAGAGACUGCACCUCCAGUAUUUGUUUCAGCAGUGGGUGCAACAGUAGAAACACCUGUUAUGAUCCCAGUAGUAGAAGCGCCAGUUGUAAAGUCAACUGCAGUUGCAGUGGUUGAGACACCAGCUGUGACCCCAAUGGUACAGACACCAGGUCAGGUUUCAGAGAUAGUAACAGAGACUGCACCUCCAGUAGUUGUUUCAGCAGUGGGUGCAACAGUAGAAACACCUGUUAUGAUCCCAGUAGUAGAAGCGCCAGUUGUAAAGUCAACUGCAGUUGCAGUGGUUGAGACACCAGCUGUGACCCCAAUGGUACAGACACCAGGUCAGGUUUCAGAGAUAGUAACAGAGACUGCACCUCCAGUAGUUGUUUCAGCAGUGGGUGCAACAGUAGAAACACCUGUUAUGAUCCCAGUAGUAGAAGCGCCAGUUGUAAAGUCAACUGCAGUUGCAGUGGUUGAGACACCAGCUGUGACCCCAAUGGUACAGACACCAGGUCAGGUUUCAGAGAUAGUAACAGAGACUGCACCUCCAGUAGUUGUUUCAGCAGUGGGUGCAACAGUAGAAACACCUGUUAUGAUCCCAGUAGUAGAAGCGCCAGUUGUAAAGUCAACUGCAGUUGCAGUGGUUGAGACACCAGUUGUGACCCCAGUGGCACAGACACCAGGUCAGGUUUCAGAGAUGGUAACAGACACUACACCUCCAGUAGUUGUUUCAGCAGUAACUGCAACAGUAGAAACACCUGUUAUGAUCCCAGUAGUAGAAGCGCCAGUUGUAAAGUCAACUGCAGUUGCAGUGGUUGAGACACCAGCUGUGACCCCAAUGGUACAGACACCAGGUCAGGUUUCAGAGAUAGUAACAGAGACUGCACCUCCAGUAGUUGUUUCAGCAGUGGGUGCAACAGUAGAAACACCUGUUAUGAUCCCAGUAGUAGAAAGUCCAGUAGUAAAGCCAGCUCCAGUUGCAGUGGUUGAGACACCAGUUUUGACUCCAGUGGCACAGACACCAUGUCAGGUUUUAGUGGCAGUACCAGAAGCUACUCCUCCAAUAGUUGUUUCAGCAGUGACUGCAGCAGCAGAAACACCUGUUGUGAUCCCAGUAGUGGAAACUCCAACUCCAGUUGUAGAGGCAGAGACACCAGUUGUAACGCCAGUGAUGAUGACACCAACUGUGACUCCAGUAGCGGAAAGGUCAGUUGUGAGCCUAGUACUAGAAACUACCACAGAAGCACCAACUGCAAUUGCAAUGGCAGAGAGACCUGUUAUGAUCCCAGUGGUACAGACACCAGCUCUAGUUUCAGUGAUUGCAAAAGAGGCUGCACCUCCAGUAGUUCUACCAGCAAUGACUGCAGGAGUAGAAGUAAAGCCACCAGUGGUAGAGACACCAUUUUCAUUACCAGAAGUGCCUGCUGCAAUCCCAGCAGUACAAACACCAGUUACAGAGCAGGUAGCACAGACACCGACGACACCAGCCAUGCUCUUGGUAAAGGCAACAUCAGUUGUAACUGGGAUGGAGGCACCCACUGUGACUACAUUAGAAAAGGCACGGCAGAAGACACCAGUAGCAGAGACACCUACUUUAUCCCCUGUGAUGAUGGCACCAGCUAUUGCCGCAGUUGUAGUAGCAACAGCGCCACCUGUUGCUACACCAGAAGUAAAGAAAGCAAUGUUGCAGGUAGUUGAACAGGAGAAAAAGGAAGCAAAGUCAGAGGCUUCAGUUGUGUCUAAAGAUGUUCAACCACCAUUUGUGGCUGCGAAAGAGGUAAAGACAUCAGUUUUAACUCAAGAGUGUAUAUCAGAUGAAGAAAAUGGGAAGGCUUCCUUGCGGCAUACUUCAACAGAACCUCAGUCAGAGGUAGAGGAGGAUGUGUGGGAGGAUGCUGUAGAUAAUAUUGGAGAUUCCCCAUGUCAGGUGACACACACAGAGGAUGCACCCCAAGAUACUGCUGCUAAACAAACAUCUGAUGCUGCAAUUUGAUAGUGGCAUGCUAAACCAGAUGAAAGAUUUGAAUGAGUUGGUGCAAGUUUAACAAGGAAAAUUCAGAACAUUUUACACCUGGAAGAGGCUGUGCUCAGCACAUAAUCAGCUGGGAUUCACAUUUCUGACAACAAAGAAAUGACCAAACCACUGAGAAGUAAAAUUGCAUCAUUAAAGUUCCCUUAAGCAAAAGUGAAACCAAAAACAGUAGUUAUUCAGUGGAGUGGCUGUUUUUUGAUCAUUAACAACAUUUUUACAUUUUACUUUGAUGCAGAAAAUAUUUCAACAUAUAAAACCCUUCAAAAGCAGCUAUUUUGUCAUAUUUUUACUGAGGAUUUUUGUCAAUGAAUUUUUUUUAUCAUUAUUCAGACAUUAGCAUAAGCUUAUGCCACAUUAUAUCAUGCUGUUACAUAUCUAACAAAAACAAAAAACAAACAUUUGUACACAUGCAUUAUAUCUUGACCAUUUGGCAUAUUUAGCAUAAGAAAAUUAUUGUCAUUGUAGAAUGUGCAAUUCCUGGUAUUUAAAGAUAUUUACUAAAUCAAGGUUAAUUUCAUUUUGAACCAUCAUAUACCUCUUGAUAUGCAUCUAGGAUACAUUUAUUUUAUACUCUAAAUACGAUGUACAUUUUACCAAAGCUGUAAUGAGCAAAUCACAAUCAUGCUCUAUCAAAGAGAGAUUUAGACAGUAUUCAGUCAGAUAUAGUCAAUGACUGAAAAUGACAGAUUGUUUAAUUUGUUUUACAAAGAACAGUCAAAAUCUUAUCAAACUCAUUAUUUAUUUUUGUUGCCAUGUCAUUGUUAUGAAUAUUUUUAUUUGUAAUUUACAAUUUUAAUUUACAGAAACACCCAAUCUUAGAAAAUAUUUGUGGCUAUAUUUUUGGCAUGAAAAUUGAAGCAUGCAAUCUAAUGUUGCAACUACUGACUUUUCCCCAUGUAAGUUUUUUUUUUUUCCCCAGAGAAGCACUUAACAUAUAUAAAUGUUCCAUGAGUAUCAAAUGAGUAUCAAAACACUCUGUACUGCAUAUGAUCAUUACACAGUUGAGCAUUUUUAAUAUUGUACAACCUGCCUUGCCUGUAUUACGGAGGUUUGCGGCUGGCCUGAUACAAUAAGCCAUGACAUGAUUGAAAACAAAUUUUUUACUUAUUCUAAUAUAUUGCUAAGUGUCCGAAACCACAUGUACAGACUGUUUGAUUAUACAGACUAUGCAUCUUUGAAGAAAUUGCAAUAUUAACAAUCAACUAAAUACAAGAGUGUAUUGUUAUUCCUGGAUUUUGCGACAUUUGAAAAUGUAUGGUUUAAUACAAAUGAUCAUUUUAAGUU